This is a messenger RNA of Ruditapes philippinarum (Manila clam), 824 nucleotides long. RefSeq names its product beta-1,3-galactosyl-O-glycosyl-glycoprotein beta-1,6-N-acetylglucosaminyltransferase-like. The transcript has a single exon. Gene Ontology annotation, cellular component: membrane. Gene Ontology annotation, molecular function: acetylglucosaminyltransferase activity. The record is from RefSeq and is a predicted model, not a curated record. The coding region runs from base 11 to 709 and encodes 232 amino acids. Lineage: Eukaryota; Metazoa; Mollusca; Bivalvia; Venerida; Veneridae.
GUCAUUUAGAAUGAUGAAAAUUUCAGAUAGAACAUCUUUGAGUAAAGUAUCUGGUAUAAUUCAAACACAAACUAAGGUGCCGAAAAGGCAAAGAAAAUUAAUAAAUCAAACAUACUUCGGCCGCAGUAGAAAUAUUCCUGUUUUUAAUUGUUUUAGACUGUUUAAAAGCAUAACCACAUUGGAUGGCUCAUUGUACCUAAGAUUUUUAAACAAAACACCAAUAAUGACCCCUCAAAACUACAUGGAAAGUACUCGGAACUGUUCAUCUUUCAUCACUGACAGAGGCUAUAUAACACACCAUUUGACAGCAGAGGAACGGAACUUUCCAAUAGCAUUUAGUAUUCUUAUGUAUAAAGAUGUAGACCAAGUUGAAAGACUUUUACGUACAAUUUAUAGACCACAAAAUAUUUACUGUAUUCACGUUGACUCUAAGACAGAUGACGCAUUAUAUAGAGCAAUUCAAAAUAUAAGCCAUUGUUUUGACAAUGUGUUUGUUUUAAACAAACGAGUAAAUGUUACAUGGGGAGAAAUGUCCGUUUUAGAGCCGGAACUUUUGUGUAUGAAAGAAUUGUUGACUCGGAACAAACGUUGGAAAUAUUUCAUCAAUCUGACAGGGCAGGAAUUUCCAUUAAAGACUAAUUAUGAAUUAGUUAAAAUUCUACAAGCAUAUAAUGGUUCGAACGAUGUGGAAUCAUCAGUAACAGAGUAAGAAUUGUGUACCAAAUUUGAGCAUGUUAGAGUGACAUUAUGCUCAUGCUUUCUUUGUUAAGUUUAGCUGAAUUGACUACAUAUUGUACAAGAUUGCUUGUUCUCAUGACCACUAA